CCGGCACCGCGUAAUCAUCAAAGGUAUAAGGUGAGCAACUUCAACCCAGCUCCAAUGUUCCUCUCUUCUCUCUUUAGUGCAUCGAGGGCGCUCCUAAAAUGACCACCUGGGCAAUUUCCUAUGACAAGCGGGUUCAAAUGUUGGGGACGAUGGAGAAGUCCUCGAAACCCAGCACAAUUCCACAGGCACGAACGAGGCGCCGCACCCAAUUUGUGCUCCUCUUAGGCCUGGUCGGUCUGGCGGGCUUGUACCACCUGGCGGCGAGGGGCUGGCCGCAGUUUCGUCGCCACUGCUCACAUCCCCAUCGCAAUCUUGACUCUCCCUAUGGUAGCUUCCCCCAGCCAAGAGACGCAUUUAGGUUCCUUCCAUGCACAAACAAGACAUUCCCACCGGCGCUGGACGACAAGAAUCAUGAAGCGAGUUGGGCCAAGCUAUUUGAUCCAGAGCCGGACCAUUGGACCUGGGGGAACAAAACGUCGGCCAGCUCUGAGGACCCCUUUGCCGAGCGAGGUAUAUUCCUAUGUGGCUACAUUGACGUGCCAUUGGACUAUAAGAACGAGUCUGAUACCCGCAUCGCUCGUCUGGCGGUGACCAAGUUCCAGGUCUCAGGGCUUGCCCGCACAGAUGGCUCUUCCCCUGCUGGGGCAGGCACCAAGAGCGAGAGGACGCUUGUUCUCGAACCUGGAGGGCCGGGCGGAAGUGGAACUCGCAUGGUCUGGACUUCAGGGGAGCUGCUGACCGAGCGCUUCACCCUCUCCAAAUUCGAUACCCUAGGGUGGGAUCCAAGAGGAGUCAACGCGAGCCAGCCGGCGAUAUCCUGUUAUCCCUACGAUGCCGACAGAGAUAGGUGGUCAGCCCUGACAGGCCAGUACCGCGAACAACACUCGGACCCCGAAACACAGCUGAGGAUAACGGACGCCAUGAACAAUGCUACUUUUCAUGCUUGCUGGAAGAGGCACGGUGAUCUCGGACGCUUCUUGACAACGACAUUGGUUGCCAGGGAUCUAGAGGAGAUCAGAAAAGGCCUGGGGGAGGACGACCUGACCGGCUAUCUUGUAUCGUACGGCACAGGAAUUGGCCAGACUUAUGCACAGAUGUUUCCAGACAGCGUUGGCCGUAUCAUUUUGGAUGGAACGGAAUAUGUCCGUGAUCAUCGACUGCUUGGUGGCUUUGGGUGGACCGCCCUCGAUAACGUAACAGAUGCCUUUCGCGAUGGCUUCUUAGGCGAGUGCCUGAAUGCCGGACCAGAGCACUGCGCGUUGGCAAGGCCACAUGGUGGACGAGCAGUCGUGCUCAAAGAUUUGGAACAUCGCAUAAAGGCACUGAUCGCUGGUCUCAUCAGUGAUCCGAUUCCAGGCUACACUGAGGAAAGUGGCCCUUCCCUGGUAACUUAUUCUGCUCUCGUCGGCGCCAUCUACGGAUCAUUAUACAAUGCAAAGAGUUGGCCGGCUCUAGCUGAAAUGAUAUAUGAGCUGGAGGCCGGCAACUCAACGCUAGCUGCCGCCUUCCUUGAAUCAUCAGCCUGGGAAUAUGAGCCGAUGUCGCCCCCACUACCUUCCCCUCGGCCUUCGACAGACGAGCUCACCUACAUGGUUAUAUGUGGUGAUGCAUAUGACGCGCCAUCACAGGGACUUGACUGGUGGUCUUCACUGUGGGCAAAUAUGACCUCCAAGAGCUUCAUCUCGGGCAAUUCUCGGUUCUCGAACGUCUUCCCAUGCCGCCACUUUAGCACAUACUGGCCAGACGUAGCUGAAGCAUACAGGGGUCCACUGAACCACACGUUGAAGAACCCUGUUUUGCUGAUCGCAGAGACCUACGACCCUGCAACCCCGUUAAGGAACGGGAGGCGACUAGCAGCUGAGAUGGGCAAGAAUGCCAGACUUAUAGCUCAUCACGGAUAUGGUCACUCUUCUCGAGACUUGUCUAACUGCACGGAAAGUCUGGCGAAGGCUUUCAUAUUGAACGGAACGCUCCCUGAUGAACCAGAGACGGCGUGUUACGCCACCGAGAAGCCCUACUUGUAUGGUAUCAAGAAUGGCGAAGUCUCGAACAUGGGAGCCACGAAAAUGGCUCUGGACCCGGUUGCCUCUUGGAAAGAACACAUUCUAGAGCUGUCCAAGUGGCAGCCCUGGCUGCUUGUGAGACAGCGGUGAGCUUUGGGCAGAAUAGUAGAAUUUUGAUCAAGGCGAUGUGUGGCCUGAUUGUUCUGGAGGCAUCGAUACACAGCUUUUUGGGCAGCAAACACAUUUGAGCUGUUGGAACAUUGGCUUCGUCACCGGCUGAGCGUACAAGACAGCGGGAUUGUGUGACAAUGGCGAGUAUGUAUGCACUCUGUGGACCGGAAGCUUCUACCUGUUACAACGUUGUUCUGGCCUGGGUGCACCACAGCGGGCUGGAGCGAGACAAAUUUGAGCCAUGGUCUUACGGCCGCUGAAGCAGCCCACACCGCCGUUGUUACCGCCGUUGUUACCGCCUUCGGCUACACCUGUUCUGUUUGGUAUUAUCAGAGGCUGGACUGAUGUUGCCCAACGUCAUUACCUCAAAGUGAAGUGCACAGAAAUGUGAUGCAGAGAUGCUGCAGAAUCCCAUUCAGGUCGACUCACCUGCGGUUUCCACUUUCCCCAUAACAGCGUGUGAAAUGAGCA
This is a messenger RNA of Diaporthe batatas, 2645 nucleotides long. RefSeq lists its product as uncharacterized. The record is from RefSeq and is a predicted model, not a curated record. The transcript has 3 exons. Bases 99 to 2153 code for a protein of 684 amino acids. Lineage: Eukaryota; Fungi; Ascomycota; Sordariomycetes; Diaporthales; Diaporthaceae.